AUGGAUGCCAUCUCUAUAAUAAGCAUUUUACUUACCAGCUUCGUCAUCUUUCAACUUCUUUUCCACUUUGUAAGUUCUUGGUUUUCAGAAAAAAUUUCUCCAAGUUUUAAUAAUCUCAGCUUUGAAAAGAAGAUUGAGUGGAACUCAAGGGUUGUAUCCACAUGCCAUUCUUUAGUGGUUGGAAUUUUUAGCUUGUAUAUUUGCCUUUUUGAUGAAGUAACUAAAGCUGACCCACUUUGGGGUGAUUCAUCGCUUGUGAAGGUGAAUAUUUCUAUUUCUUUAGGCUACCUCAUUUCUGAUUUGUUGCUUAUCUUUUACUAUUGGAGAGUGAUUGGUGAUAAAAUGUUUGUAAUUCAUCAUUGCACAGCGUUGUACGGAUACUACAUGUUACUGGCAUUUGGAGCUCUGGAAUCUAUUGGGAAUUUUCGUCUGCUGGCCGAACUUUCUAGUCCAUUUGUGAAUCAGCGGUGGUUCUUUGAAACUCUGAAGUAUCCUAAGUUUUCCAAAGUUAAUGUUAUCAAUGGAAUACUCAUGACAGUGGCAUUUUUCCUCGUGCGGAUUGCUGUGAUACCUCCCUUUUAUUACUUCAUGUAUUCCGUGUAUGGAACAGAAGCCUACAACAGGAUUGGAAUUUUAAUACAGUCUUCCUGGGCUGUUACUUGUAUUGUUUUAGACAUAAUGAAUAUCUACUGGAUGAUCAAAAUUACAAAAGGGUGCAUCAAAGUCAUCUCUCUCAUCAGACAAGAGAAAGCCAGACAUCUUCAAAAUGGAAAAGUGGACUAA
Elephantulus edwardii (Cape elephant shrew) is the source of this 783-nucleotide messenger RNA. RefSeq names its product transmembrane protein 56 (gene TLCD4). NCBI's taxonomy places the organism in Eukaryota, Metazoa, Chordata, Mammalia, Macroscelidea, Macroscelididae. The transcript is spliced from 6 exons. Bases 1 to 783 code for a protein of 260 amino acids. The record is from RefSeq and is a predicted model, not a curated record. Gene Ontology annotation, cellular component: membrane; endoplasmic reticulum. Gene Ontology annotation, biological process: lipid homeostasis.